Molecule: messenger RNA, 2665 nt
Organism: Adineta steineri
Lineage: Eukaryota; Metazoa; Rotifera; Eurotatoria; Adinetida; Adinetidae
Source: the annotation of a GenBank genome assembly
UAAAGAUGUUCUACCAGGAAAUUUAGUUACACGUGAAUUUGAACUUGUUCGAUCACUUGGUUCAGCUGGUCCAGGUCUUCUCUGGAGAAUUUAUGGAGCAAUUAAACGUACAACUAAACAAGAAGCAGCUGUAUUCGUUUUAGAAAAACGUUUAUUAGAUAAAUAUCCAAAAAAAGAUCGUGAUUUAAUUCUUGAAGCAAUGAAAAAAGGUGUACAACAAUUAGCCAAAAUCAAACAUCCUCGUAUAUUAAGUCUUCAACAUCCAUUAGAAGAAUCUCGUGAUAGUCUUGCAUUUGCUACUGAAUCUUGUUUUGGUAGUCUUUCGAAUUGUCUUGGCUUUUUUGAUAAUAUAACACAACCAAUACCAAAGGAAUUUGAAGAUUAUAAACUUUAUGAUGUUGAGAUUCGUUAUGGUAUUGUUCAAGUUUGCGAAGGAUUAGCAUUUUUACAUAAUGAAGUUAAAUUACUCCAUCGAAAUAUAUCACCUGAAUCAAUUAUUAUUAAUUCUAAUGGUGCAUGGAAAUUACUUGGUUUUGAAUUAUCUGUAUCAGGUUCAGCUGAUGGAGCAACUUAUCCAUUUCGAGAUUAUGAUGGAAAUAUUCCAGCAGUGAUUAAUCCUCGAUUGGAUUAUAUGGCACCAGAAUAUGGAACAAUUAAAAGUUAUGAUAGUCAAUCGGAUAUGUUUUCACUUGGUAUGCUUAUUUAUGCAUUGUAUAAUCGUGGUAGAACAUUAUAUGAAUGUCAUGACAGUUAUUCUGCAUUUAUGAAAAAUUGUGAUGAUCUUAAAUCACUUAAUACAACGAAAUUAUCAUCGUUACCAAUGGAAGUUCGUGAGCAUGUUAAAAUGUUAUUAAGUUCAAAACCAGAAUUACGACCAGAUGCUGGACAAUUUGCAAAAGUACCUUUUUUUGAAGAUGUUGGAACAAAAACAUUAGAAUAUCUUGAUUCAUUAUUUCAAGUUGAUAAUAUUCAACGAUCAAUGUUUUAUAAAAGUCUUCCACAAGUUAUUGAUAAAUUACCAAUGCGUGUUAAUUUACAACGUAUUGCUUCAGCUUUAGAACUUGAAUUUAUUAAUCCAGAAAUGGUUCCAUUUGUCCUACCAAAUAUGUUCCUUAUUGCUGAAAAAGCAAGUAAUGAUGAAUAUCAAAAAUAUAUAUUUCCAAAACUUAAACAAGUGUUCAAAAUUCAAAAACCACCUCCGGGAAGUGGAACAUCAAGUUCUGUUAUGCAGACUCUUUUAAUUUUAAUGCGUAAUAUGAAAUUAAUGUUAACUAAAACUCCACCAGAAGAUAUCAAACAAAAUAUUUUACCUGUUGUUUAUAAUGCAUUAGAUGCUGAAUCAGCACAAGUUCAAGAACUUUGUUUAGCAAUUAUUCCGCAAUUUGCACAUUUAAUUGAUUUACAAGCAAUGAAAUAUAAUAUAUUACCACGUAUAAAAAAGAUCUGUUUUGAAACAAUAACAUUAAGUGUUCGUGUUAAUUGUUUAAUAUGUCUUGGAAAAUUAGUUGAAUCAUUAGAUAAAUGGGUUAUUAUUGAUGAAGUUUUACCAUUACUUCAAUCAAUACCAUCACGUGAACCAGCUGUACUUAUGGCAAUAUUAGGUAUCAUUAAAGUUGCUAUGUCAUCAACAAAAGCUGGUGGAUUACCACGUGAAGUACUUGCAACAAAAGUUAUACCAUUUUUAAUACCAAUCUCAAUUGAAACAAGUCUUAAUCUCAAUCAGUUUAAUGCAUAUAUGAUAACGAUCAAGGAUAUGUUACAAGCAGUUGAAAGUGAACAACGUAAAAAACUAGAACAACUUUCUCAGCAAGCAGCAAAUGCACCAAUUAUACCAAUAGGUCCAACAACAAAUGAUAUUGUUGUUGAUCAUAAUUCAUCUUCAAUGAUGGAUCAAUUUAUGCUUGGUCAUGGUUUUAAUUCUGAAAUAUCACAAAAUAAAAGUAUAUCAUCAAAUUUUGAUUCUAAUGCAUCUCAUGGCAGCCCAAAAUUACAACAUUCUCAACAAACAUCAGCUAAUUCAUCAAUUUCAACAGAAGUCUCAUUGGGAAAAAAAACAUUAACAUUAGAAGAAAAAGAGCGUAUAAUGCGCCAAAAUGAACAAACACAACGUAUGCAAACACAAGGUGAAAUUGUACCUGAACGUAAAGCACCAUUAUCAUCGUUACCAACUAAAAAUUCAAAUAUUCCACUGAUGUCUAUGACACCUACAUCAUCAACAGCAAUGUCGAGUUCAUCUUCAAAUCUUUAUAAAGAUCUCACAAGUACUUUAUUUGAUCAAAAUCCAUCACCAUCACCAUCACAACCAUUUUAUGGUAUGUCUACUUCACAAACAAUGCCAUCACUUAUACGUCCAACUACAGCACAACAACCAAUGCGACCAACAUUAAAUUUUGCUUCAUCAACAAAAACAACAGAUUUAACAUCAAGUCUUUUAAAUAAUAUUAAUUCACUUGGUUCUCGACCACAAACAAAUCCAUCAUCAAUACCAAUGAAUGCAAAUUCUUCAAUGCCUUCACCAUAUUUUACUUCAGGACCAAUGAAUAACGGAACAUUAUUUCAACCACCGCCUGCACCAGGUUCGACUGUAAUCAAAGGUUCAGCUACAUCAUCAAAUAUAGCACGUCCAAAAACGGCCGCUUCUGAACUUGAUGAUCUUUUUAAUUAG